GAGAGAUAGAGAGACACGGAGCUCAGCACAGGGGGGAGCUGUCCGAAAAAAAACACACCAACAACACCCCGAAUAAGAAAAACUACCCGGGUUGGUGUCCUUUUUUGUCUUAGACCUGUGAUUUGAUUUGUGUCAGACCAGAUAUCUGCGUAAAUGGUAAGAACGAAGGAAUAAGGUCCGAGGGAAGUGUAUUUUUCUGGGUAAAGUCACCUCGCCAAAUGAACUCCGUCAGAGCGAGCAGCAGGAGACCCAGGCGAGUGUCGAGGCCGCGCCCGGUGCAGCCGGAAAGAAACAACGCAGAAAGAGGUACCAAAUGUGCUGUAGAGAAGGACAGACUGUAAGCCUCUCAGGUACACCAAGUAUUGACAGAUGAGGAUAUCCCUGCAGAUAUGGUUGCAGAAGAAUCCGGUCCAGGAGCUCAAAAUAGUCCAUACCAACUCCGCAGAAAGUCCCUGUUGCCUAAAAGAACCGUGUGCCCUGCAAAAAGCAGUAUGGAGGGAGCCUCCACUUCAGCCACAGAAAAUUUCGGUCACAGAGCUAAACGUGCAAGAGUGUCAGGGAAAUCACAAGACCUACCAGCCGCCCCUGCAGAACAGUAUCUUCAAGAGAAGCUUCCAGAUGAAGUUGUCCUAAAGAUCUUCUCGUACCUGCUGGAGCAGGACCUGUGCCAGGCUGCUUGCGUAUGCAAGCGAUUUAGUGAGCUUGCAAAUGACCCCAUUCUCUGGAAGAGACUGUACAUGGAGGUGUUUGAGUACACAAGACCCAUGAUGCAUCCGGAGCCGGGGAAGUUUUACCAAAUUAACCCAGAAGAGUAUGAGCAGCCCAACCCGUGGAAGGAGAGUUUUCAGCAGUUGUAUAAAGGAGCACAUGUAAAGCCUGGUUUUGCUGAGCACUUUUAUAGCAAUCCUGCCAGAUACAAAGGCAGAGAGAAUAUGUUGUAUUAUGACACCAUUGAGGAUGCACUGGGAGGUGUGCAGGAAGCCCAUUUCGAUGGCCUGAUAUUUGUCCAUUCUGGCAUUUACACAGAUGAAUGGAUCUACAUCGAGUCCCCCAUCACAAUGAUUGGCGCAGCCUCAGGGAAGGUAGCUGACAAGGUUGUCAUUGAAAACACUAGAGAUUCAACGUUUGUCUUCAUGGAGGGAUCUGAAGACGCUUAUGUGGGCUACAUGACCAUCAGAUUCAACCCUGAUGAUAAGUCAGCUCAGCAUCACAAUGCUCAUCACUGUUUGGAGAUCACGGUUAACUGCAGUCCCAACAUUGACUACUGUGUUAUCCGCAGCACCUGCACAGUGGGAUCAGCUGUAUGCGUAAGUGGUCAGGGUGCUGGUCCUACCAUCAAACACUGCAACAUCAGCGAUUGUGAAAACGUUGGGCUGUACAUCACUGAUCACGCACAGGGUAUUUAUGAAGAUAAUGAAAUCUCAAACAAUGCGCUGGCGGGUAUCUGGGUAAAAAACCACGGGAAUCCUAUAAUCAGACGUAAUCAUAUCCACCACGGCAGAGACGUAGGAGUGUUUACCUUUGACCAUGGCAUGGGCUACUUUGAGAGCUGUAAUAUUCACAGAAACAGAAUUGCAGGAUUUGAGGUGAAAGCGUACGCUAACCCCACUGUGGUACGCUGUGAGAUCCACCACGGCCAAACGGGGGGCAUCUACGUGCAUGAAAAGGGGAGAGGGCAGUUCAUAGAAAAUAAAAUCUAUGCCAAUAAUUUUGCCGGUGUGUGGAUCACCUCAAACAGUGAUCCGACUAUAAGGGGAAAUGCCAUCUUCAAUGGAAACCAAGGAGGCGUUUACAUAUUUGGUGAUGGGAGGGGCCUCAUUGAGGGAAAUGAUAUUUAUGGAAAUGCCCUGGCUGGCAUUCAGAUCAGAACGAACAGCUGUCCUAUCGUGAGACACAACAAGAUCCAUGAUGGGCAGCAUGGAGGGAUUUAUGUGCAUGAAAAGGGCCAGGGUGUAAUAGAGGAGAAUGAGGUGUACAGCAACACACUGGCAGGUGUGUGGGUCACAACAGGAAGCACGCCAGUGCUCAGAAGAAACAGGAUACACAGCGGCAAACAGGUUGGGGUGUAUUUCUACGACAAUGGACAUGGAGUACUGGAGGAUAAUGAUAUUUACAAUCACAUGUACUCUGGAGUCCAGAUCAGAACUGGAAGCAAUCCAAAAAUCAGAAGAAAUAAAAUUUGGGGUGGGCAAAAUGGAGGCAUCCUUGUUUACAACUCUGGGCUUGGUUUCAUUGAAGACAAUGAGAUCUUUGAUAAUGCCAUGGCGGGUGUGUGGAUUAAGACGGACAGCAACCCCACGCUGCGCAGAAAUAAGAUCCAUGACGGUCGAGAUGGGGGCAUUUGCAUUUUCAACGGUGGAAGGGGGUUAUUGGAAGAGAAUGACAUCUUCAGGAAUGCACAGGCUGGUGUUCUCAUCAGCACAAACAGUCACCCGGUGCUGCGAAAGAACCGGAUAUUUGAUGGCUUUGCUGCAGGCAUUGAAAUCACAAACCAUGCCACUGCAACCCUGGAAGGCAAUCAAAUAUUCAACAAUAGAUUUGGAGGUUUAUUUCUAGCCUCUGGUGUCAACGUUACGAUGAAAGAUAAUAAAAUUAUGAACAAUCAGGAUGCCAUAGAAAAGGCUGUAAGCAGAGGUCAGUGCCUGUACAAGAUUUCCAGUUACACCAGCUACCCCAUGCACGAUUUCUACAGGUGUCACACCUGUAACACAACAGACCGAAAUGCAAUUUGUGUGAAUUGUAUUAAGAAGUGCCACCAAGGGCAUGAUGUGGAGUUUAUACGGCAUGAUAGGUUUUUUUGUGACUGUGGAGCAGGUACAUUGUCCAAUCCUUGCACAUUGGCCGGAGAGCCGACCCACGACACGGACACUCUUUAUGACUCUGCACCUCCCAUAGAAUCCAAUACGUUACAGCACAACUGAGACCGAGCUCAUCCUCCAUCACAACCUCCUGAUCUUUAUUUUACCUGCCCAUGGAUCCAGAGCGCCUGCCCUUUCUGGGCCAGUGAGACCUAGUGUGCACAGUGUGUGUGGAUAACAAAUACGUCAAGACUUUUGAAUUUUAAUAAUUUUAAGAGAACUGUCUUGGGAAAGGUGAAUCACAGAACUCUGUAACCGUGUAAAGCUGCCUCAGUACUGGAUGCGGACUCCUGUAUAUUGCUAACGGAAAAGGUGUCCUGGAUGCAAGGUGUUCUAUUUACAUCGCUCUCAACGUACAGAAAAAUGAUGCUUGGGAGAAUGAUGGAAAAUUUGGAAGAGUAAAAUAUUGUGAAGCAAUAUGUUGACUCAGGAUUAAGGAGAAUACGGAGGUGAUACCACAGUGGUAUUGAGUUUGGGAAGGAAAUAAAAACUUCCGUCUCACGCUGCGCGCCUGCCCGGAGGAGAUUCAAGAAGAGUUUGGCUACGGUAUAUGUACAGACCUGACCACGGCCAGAGCCACUAGGAGCUACAGAAAGCCGUUUCUCGGAUUAGAGGCAGAGCCGUACCACUAUGGCUUCCUCCACGACUGUUUUUUGACAGCUGAUGUGCUGAAAUAUAUGUAUGAUAUAAAAAAAUUAACAAAAAACAAUGUGAUUAGCACUUGCUUUUUUUAAAAAAAAUGUUAAUAUGUUAUUCUGAUCUACAAAUAUGAUUUUAAUGCUUUCUCAUGUAGUUUUGUAUUUUCAGGCAAAAAAAAUCUUACUGUAUUUGAAUGUCUUUUAUUUUAUUAUAUAUUAUUAUUAUUAUUAUUAUUAUUAUUGUUAUUAAUAUUUUUGUUAGCACACGUUAGGCUUGCUGUAAUCGUACUCCUGUCUCAGCAUAUAAGUUCUUUCUGUGAAAGAGGAAUAUCGAAGAAAAGAUCAGAAAACACUAAAUUGUCCUCCAGCAUUUAUUUUGUUUUUAUGAGGCGACAUAUUUUAAGUUAAGUUAACUUCUUUUAGGUGACUGAUUGAUGCGUGCAACUUGUGUUCGGCGUGUUUCUGCCGCUAUAAGAAGGGUUAUUUUGCCUGUUGCAUUCUCAUUCUCAGUCAUUCACUUUCAAAAUGUUUGGAGCGUUUUUCCAAGCUGUUUGAAGUGUUAACCAAGGAUCCAAAGAACUCUAAAACAUUUGUUCACACAACUCACACAGAAUGUAAAAAAAACAUCCCAGAGCAUUUUCAUUUAGUCCAUAACUGAUUUAAAGUGCAACCAACAUUUGUAUUUAUUUUAUUUUUGCAUUUAUUGCAAUACUUGUGCCUGUUUUAAGUACGAUAAAGUUUUUUUUUUUCAAAAGCCUCGCUGGAGUUAUAUUGGGGGCUUCUGGUCCCUUUAAAGCUGAGACGAGUAUCUCUACAGCCCCAUUGUCUUUUUGCCCCUCAAACUCCAUCUAUGUGUAAUGUGGUGACCGUGGCUUCUCAUGCAGCCUGAAUUUUAUGCAUGUGUACCAUAACAUCUAGACUUAAUAUAUUGUGAAGUCUUCAAUAACCAUUAUGUAGAUGCUAGUAUGAAUUUAAAAAGGGUUUAAUUUCCUAGAAAAGAACAGAAACUGGUCAUUUUUAAGAAAAUAAACUUUAUUAGAUCAAA
This is a messenger RNA of Misgurnus anguillicaudatus (oriental weatherfish), 4541 nucleotides long. The record is from RefSeq and is a predicted model, not a curated record. Lineage: Eukaryota; Metazoa; Chordata; Actinopteri; Cypriniformes; Cobitidae.